CAUCCCACAAUGAAGACCUUCGUCCUCCUCUGCCUGGUGGCUCUGGCCACGGCCGACCAGAGUGCCCGAAUCGUCAACUACCAGUACGGCAUUGAGGAGGAUGGCGCCUACGAGGCCCAAUACCAGACAACCAACGGCAUCAGUGCCAAGGAGGACGGCAUCUCCUACCCCGGCAACGUCCCCGAGGCCGGCAACUACGUGAGGAGCGGCUCCUACUCGUACGAAUGGGAGGGCGUCACCUACACUGUGAACUGGACGGCCGACGAGAACGGCUUCCACCCUGUCGGGGACCAUCUACCCGACUUCAGUCACACCCGGGAGCACAUUGGCAGCAUUGACGACCACCAGUAGUUCAAAUAAGUGUUUCAUUGCGGUGAACGAGCUGUGAACUCAACUAUCAAUUAGCAUCGUCGUCUCAGUCAUUGAUGUUACGUUCGUUUUAAAUGUUUGUCCUUGCGUAUGAAUAUGUGGGAGCCUAUCGUGUUUUGUUCGUG
Amphibalanus amphitrite is the source of this 494-nucleotide messenger RNA. Its product is annotated as cuticle protein CP14.6-like. Gene Ontology annotation, molecular function: structural constituent of chitin-based larval cuticle. Bases 10 to 351 code for a protein of 113 amino acids. The record is from RefSeq and is a predicted model, not a curated record. The transcript has 3 exons. NCBI's taxonomy places the organism in Eukaryota, Metazoa, Arthropoda, Thecostraca, Balanomorpha, Balanidae. Gene Ontology annotation, cellular component: chitin-based extracellular matrix.